UAAUGAAUUAGAAUCAUAUGGACGGGGGGGACUUGGUCCUAAAUCAGGCACUCCUACUCUGAGAUGCUUUGUGACUACGGCCCCUUCCUGUGGCGCUUCCUGUGAUUGGUUCAAAUGCCAGGCUCUUUGUGAGACCAUCAGCUGAUAGACAUUGUUGUGAAUAUAAUCAUUUGGGGGAUUUAAACUUUCGACCAGUGUUGAAAGAUCCCUUUGGACAGAUCAUAUCAUCUCCAUUGAUACACAAAACAAUACCAGUUUCCCUUGGUUACUUACCAACGUAACAAGUCUAACAGAAAACACUGCUCAUCUCUGUGUGUUUGACUCUUUCGAGAGUCCUCUUUUGGAUGGACUGUAAAGAGUAGUUACGAGCGAGAAGUGUGUGUGUGUAUGAAAGAGAAGUAUAGGAGUACUUUCCUCACAGGUAACACUCUUUGUGCUUUCCCCAUUACAGUACCACAGACAUUACUGCAGGAAGCAGACCCAGAUGUACUACACAGACCCACCUCACACCCAAAAGCCCACCCCGGUCCUCACCCAGCCCACCCCGGUCCUCCCCAGCCCACCCUGGUCCUGCAGAUGUGGCUGUCUAUCCUAAGGACUCCAGAACACCAGGAAACACAGGAGUCAUGAUGAGUAACUCUGUUAUGACUUACUCCUAUAUUAAAGAGCAUCCAGAGACUGCGGCGUUGCUGUUCACCUCCAGUGUGUGUGUUGGUCUGCUACUCACCCUGCUGGCUGUGUCUAUCAGACUGACCUGUAGGGGGCUCCGCCACACACACAAAACACAAACACGCAGGAGCCAGGAAGAGGAGGAUGAUGAUGAUGAUGAAGAAGAGGAGGAGAUGACUGACUGCUCGCUGCUGUCGGACUCAGACAGGCAGCUGGCUUACUGCUGGGAGGAAGUGAGCUACAGGACAGCGGACGCGGAGAGGCUGAACGCAUGGAGAGGAGGGACAUGGUGA
Molecule: messenger RNA, 962 nt
Organism: Oncorhynchus tshawytscha (Chinook salmon)
Lineage: Eukaryota; Metazoa; Chordata; Actinopteri; Salmoniformes; Salmonidae
Product: protein eva-1 homolog C-like
Exons: 3
Coding region: 627-962 (111 amino acids)
Source: RefSeq, a predicted model, not a curated record